AUGAGCUUAUUUUGUUGAUAAAACUUCAUUAAAUAUUAACCUAACAUAACCUUAACCAAACAACCUUGACCUAACAUAGUAUUAACCAGAAAUAUCAUUAAUAGGAAGAAAUCCUUAAUGCCUUAUUCCUUUGUUUCAGUUCAUAUGGAAUCCACGAACGGUCAUCAAUGUGUCUCUCCGGAUUCCACCAACAAAAAUAUUAACAUUGAGCUGAGAAUUUGUUGCCUCAUAAUGUCUAAUAGCAAAGUAAAUAGCAACUGACACUUGGAAAACAUGUGCAGAAAUAUGAAAGAGAAGUCUUCGUGGGAGGCUGCACAUUUAGGAAACGAUAUAAGACCAGUAUAAUGGACACGGCGAGAAGUAUAGUUAACAAUGCAGGAUUCACAAAGAGCAACCUCGGCAAGAAGUAAUGGAGGCAGCCGCCGUAGACGAUGGGAAGUAAAGUCGAAAGAAUCCUUUGAAACUUCCUUGGCUGUAGAAAUUGAAUCUCCAGAGAAGAGGACACGCAAUACUAGGAAUGACUCUAAACAGGAACAGUCUAAAGCAUCAUCCCCAAAAGAUUCAUCAAAAAAAACCAAAGAUGACACUGACCCCCUCUCUACUAGACUCUCUGCCUUGAUUAAUGAAGCUAACACAAAGUACAAAGAUCCUCAGAAAAGACUGACCAAAGAUAAAGAUAAACAACACAAUAAGAGAGAAGAUUCGAGUCUAAGCUUGAUAUUAAAAAAGAGAGAGAUCAUAUUAGUAGUGGCAAAGUGGCAAAACCAGAUAAAGAAAAUAUUACAAAUAAUUAUUUUACAGAUCAGUCAAUAAUGCAACCUCUCAAAGACAAAGAUAAAACUCAGAAACUUGAUGAUAAGUUUGAAACAAAAUCUCUGAAAGUGGCAGCUACUACACCAGUGAAGAAUGAAUGUGAACACGUAACCUUUGAGGCCUCUGCUCCUCCCCUGGAUGAAGAGACGCCCAAGAAGAAAAAGAAAAGACCAAAAAGAAAAUGAAUCCCAGAUCUUAAUGACGAGUAAUUCAAAUGAAAAAUCCUACAUUAGUCUCCAGUUAAAAGAAAUGGAUGAUGAUAUAAUAGAGGUUACUAGAGAAGAUAAUGAUUGUGUUUUAUCUGCACCAAGACUGUUAUUAGCUGCUUCAACUUCAGAUGCACAUAAUAACAUUAGCACAAUAUAUCAAGAGAAGUUGGAUGGCUUUGUGGUGGCCAGAAAUGAAUUUUCCGGUGUAUACAAGAAGAGUGAAGAUAUUCAUGAUGUUAGCCAAGUUCCAACCAGAAGUUCUCAUGCAAUUUUUAUCCAGGGAGGCUUCAGAACCUUCUCAGUAUUAUGCCAAGGUCUUCUUGCAGGGAACUCACAUUGUCUCUUGAUAUUCUUGCUGGAUGAUGACCCGAGUAAUAUCCCCAGCCUCUACCCUCCAACCAUGGCUCAUGUGUUCUUCACCCUAGUCAUUUUUCUCACCACUAUAUGUCUAGUGGCUGCCUGUGAUAGGAGUGAUCUCAUUGGGCUUGGGGUGUUCUCUGGUCAUGGUAUCAAAGUGCCUUGGACGACAGCCUUCUACAUCUCCUCUCUGGUGCUUUCUCUGGUGGCCAGACGCACGGAAAAUCUUCUCAUUAACUUCAGUAUUUAUCAAAGCUCAGGAUUUUCAACAAAAGAGGUAACAGAUUUGAUGGAUUGGUGGCGAUGGAUCUGUGUCGCGAGGUCAUUAUCAGUGUUGGCUUGGCUGGCGGUGGUGCCUGAUCCCCACACUGAUGCUCUGCUAGACUAUAUCCAAGAUUUUCACAAGUAAACAUAGUGUUGUACCUGUUGUUGUGAUAACUCACUAUGUAUUCUUAUGUUUAUUGCAAAUAUGUUAAUGCUUGAAAUGCCUUACAUGCAGUAUAAUCAAUUUCACUGCAAUUAUUAUGCAACAAACUGUACAUGUUAUUGAUUUUAAAACAUUCCAUCCAUUAUGCCUUAUGGUAACAAGUAGUAAUAACUAUAUUCUUGAAUAUUAAAAUGUGAUAUGAAGUCCUUAUGUGCAAACCAUGUGUAAAUAGAAAUGAGUCAAAGUUUUCUUAUUUCUAUACAUGUUCUUACAUGAUAUCUCUGUGUCAUAUGUGUGGUAGGGUUGGUCUGGUACCAAGACAAACCUCUCAAUGAACAAUAGAUGACUAUUAUGAUGAGGUAAAGUUGACUGGGCAUUUGUAAGAUUUAACCUAAGUUGCUUUGACAUGCCUUCAGGGUUUUUCAGUAAACAGUUUGAAUAUCCUUUGUGGGAUAAAUUUAAACAGAAAUAUAGCAAACAAAUAUGAUUUACUUAGUUAUUAGAUAUGGAUGAAAAGGUGCUCAUACAGCCCUCAUAAUAGCUGAACUUAAAUACUGUAUAACCAACAUACAAAUAAUUAUAACCCAUAGCGAGUUAUCCUGGAGGUUUAGUCCAGAUGUCGUCCCUCCUGCAUGUUACAUUACUGAGGUGAAAUAUAGUUCCAGAGGUAUUAACUGUUAGUUGUCUGGGUAUGUAAAACUGAAUUUUAGACAAUCAUUGUAUACUGUACUUCAGUAUUAAGAAGUAUUUUAAGACAUUGCACAAAUAUAUGGACUUGGUUUCCUUUUUAUUUUAAUUUCUUGGAUUUUAAUCUUAUUUUCUGCAGUAGAAUUGAAAAUAAUUGGAUAAUUUUUAUGAAAGUGGAUGGUACAGUAAUACAGUAUUGUAUAAUCAUAUAUAAUAUACUGUAUUGUCCUUGCAGUUUACCGUAGCCAUUGCUUUCUUUGAUAUGAAAUAAUGUUUCAUAUCAAGGGGGAAAUAUUUAACAUACCUCUACUGAUUGUCAGCAAUUAUUGACUUAGUUCAGUUAGUGAGAAGCUUUUUUUAUUUUGUGAAGGAAAGAUAUCUAAUAAACCCAUCUGUUGUGUGAUGUGAUGUGUUCUUUCAGGCAUAAUCCAACACACAAGCCACUUAGCACAACAAAAUAGUCGAUAUUGGAAAAAGAGUCAGGACUGGUACAGCAAAGCCAUAUAUCAGUGAAAAUUGAUUGACAUGAACCUAACCUUAAUAAUUGUAGGGUAGUUUUGGUUCAUUUAGUUAAUGUAAAUUGAAAAAUAAAUGGUUUAGCUGACCAGUUCACGAUUCUUUAUUAACAUUGAUGAUUAUCCUUGGCACAAAGAUGAACAAUUAUAGAUACUGGUUCUAGGUCAGUUAUUAACGAAAGAAACACCAUAACUAAUAUCAGGUAAUUUUAUUUAUUGUUUGUGAAAGUGAUACAUAGUGAAUAAAUUUUAUUUUUAA
Messenger RNA from Homarus americanus (American lobster), 3267 nucleotides. RefSeq lists its product as uncharacterized. Lineage: Eukaryota; Metazoa; Arthropoda; Malacostraca; Decapoda; Nephropidae. The record is from RefSeq and is a predicted model, not a curated record. Gene Ontology annotation, cellular component: ciliary transition zone. Gene Ontology annotation, biological process: cilium assembly.